AUUCUUCAAGGAUUAUACAUUAUUCCGCUCCUUGUUAAUCGUAUCGAAUUCGAUCCUUAAUUUUCCACCGCCUUUCCUUCUUCCGAACAAAUUCCGAUGGCACCGAAGGCAGAUAAGAAGCCCGCCGAGAAGAAGCCGGCCUCCGACAAGCCGGCCGAGGAGAAGAAAACCGUUGCAGAGAAAGCCCCAGCGGAGAAGAAGCCCAAGGCCGGUAAGAAGCUUCCAAAGGAAGGCGGCGCUGCUGCCGGAGACAAGAAGAAGAAGAGGAUGAAGAAGAGUGUAGAGACGUACAAGAUCUACAUCUUCAAGGUGCUGAAGCAAGUUCAUCCAGACAUCGGAAUUUCCAGCAAGGCCAUGGGAAUCAUGAAUAGUUUCAUCAACGAUAUCUUUGAGAAACUCGCCCAAGAGUCAUCUAAAUUGGCUCGCUACAACAAGAAGCCCACCAUCACUUCACGGGAGAUCCAAACGGCCGUCAGGCUUGUUCUUCCCGGUGAGUUGGCCAAGCACGCUGUAUCUGAAGGCACAAAGGCGGUGACUAAGUUCACAAGUUCUUAAAGCUUUAUUUAGUGUCGAUUGAAAUCCUAUAGGUGGUUUUAGAUGAAAUAAAUUAGGCUUAGUAUCUUUAUUUUUAAUUAUUACGGUGUAUUUGUGUUUUAAUAUCUUUUGGAUUUGUGAAUUUCUUUUCACAUAUAUAGAUGCUUUUGUAAAUGCUUCUUUCGAUGUGCUGGUAAUUGAAGUGAUUUUGUUCAUCAA
Messenger RNA from Cucumis melo (muskmelon), 753 nucleotides. Its product is annotated as histone H2B. Gene Ontology annotation, molecular function: DNA binding; protein heterodimerization activity; structural constituent of chromatin. Gene Ontology annotation, cellular component: nucleosome. NCBI's taxonomy places the organism in Eukaryota, Viridiplantae, Streptophyta, Magnoliopsida, Cucurbitales, Cucurbitaceae. The transcript has a single exon. The coding region runs from base 97 to 555 and encodes 152 amino acids. The record is from RefSeq and is a predicted model, not a curated record. Gene Ontology annotation, biological process: nucleosome assembly.